Molecule: messenger RNA, 5794 nt
Organism: Folsomia candida
Lineage: Eukaryota; Metazoa; Arthropoda; Collembola; Entomobryomorpha; Isotomidae
Gene: pico
Product: ras-associated and pleckstrin homology domains-containing protein 1
Exons: 12
Coding region: 1710-4847 (1045 amino acids)
Biological process (GO): signal transduction
Source: RefSeq, a predicted model, not a curated record
UAGUAUGGACAAGUUGUGGAGCUAAUUCUUCCUCCUUCUUAUCUUUGAGAGGAAAUGAGACGGCAACUGAAGGGCGAUUGGCCGUGUAAUGGAAUCGAAGACCGACCACAUCCAACAUCGUUCACCACCACCACCGCCCAAUAAUUUGGUUGAAAUCCAUCAUUCAUUCAGUGAAUAGUAAUCGGCAACAGCGUAUGCAUCAAAUCAACUUUAUUCUAAUUCAGGUUUAUUAAACAGUUCCACCCUCAAUAACCGACCUGACUGAAACCCAAUAUUUAAUCCGAUACUUGAAUCAAGACUCAAACUUCGAGUGUCGUUGUUACAAUUCACCCAGAUCUGUGCUCCGUCUGACUCUGUGCCCGGUCGCAGAUUUAUGGACAAAUUGCGUGGGAGGCUGCAGUUGUUGCAUUCACUUUUAAUUUUUUGUGCAUAUCCGUCUGAUUGGGUAUCCGAUAUCAGAUGUCGAUAUCACUCCAAGCAGUCAACCCGAUCCACCCUUGUGCAUAUAAAAUCGACUUUGUUUGGACGGCCGAACCCAUUGUAGGAUAUUGAGUCGUAACUCUUGAAUCGAGAGAGCACAUCGAGUUUUAAUUUAAUGGGACCAGCCCAGCCAAGUAAUUUUUAGUUUGGAUUCAAGUAAUCACAUUAAGCAUCAAAAAGUGUGCGUGGGUGUGGAGUUUGUGGGUGAUGUUUGAAUCUGAAAAUCUGACUCGAGACAAAGUACAACGCUCUCAUUUCAUGGAUGAACAAAUGACUCAUUCGUCUUCCUUUGUGACGGGAGCAGCAGUGUUUCUACCAAGUUUUUCUCGCCGUAUACCACCAGCAAUUUCUGCUAUAAGAAAGAAAUCGUGUUGUGGCAAGGGUGCAAAAAAUAUGGAGAGUGUCAAACGCUUAAGCGAAUGGUCGUCGUCGUUUCAUGUCGCAAAAAACGUGGUAAAAGAAGCCUCAGUGUUUCGGGUAGCAAUGUCAUAGACGACUUUCGUGCAGUAGUGGCUCUCCUUCCGCCGAAUCUGAUUUGGAGAUUCUCCAUUUGCUCUCUCGACUCAUUGCUUUGUUUGCAACUUGCUCUUCGUCGUCGUGGUCUUCGUUGAGAUCAAGCCAACUCCGUCAAUCUUGAAUCUGUAGCUUGUUGACAGCCACAGAUCAGUUGUGCGUAUCAGAAGCGGAAUUACGUUCCCUUUGUCGUCGUGAAUCGUUAAAAAUUACUUCUGAGCUGGAACAAAUUGCUCAGUUUGCAGAAAACAAGAAGAAAAAUAUACAAAGCAAUGGCAUCCAGCUGGAGUAAAUCGUAGUGAAUUGCAGCAAACUCUGCAAAAGAAUCAGACACAUUUGUCCACGUCAAAUUUUACUUGGUGUGGUGUGGAAUUGUACAAUUCAAUUUAAACUUACAAGUCAAGAAGGCGUACAUUAACGGGUUAUCUGACUCUGUAACUUUAGCGUGACUUUCAGUUUCCUUUGCGUGCGAGUUGACUUUGGGUCAUACGUGCACAUAGUACGUACGCAUUUAUGUACGUGGCUGGGAGAAAGACUGCGUGAAAUGAAUGAGUGAGACGAGAAUUGCUGCAACAAAAGAAAUCAGCAAUUUUUUCCUGUCAGCUUCCCACCCUGGUUAGCCAUCCUUCUUGCCUGGCAAGAGAAAGCGGUGCCAGAAAAGUUGAGAUUGAAAAAUAUCGAGGAGAAAGUACAAAUUAAUAAUAAAGUUAAUUAAAAUGUCGCCUCGAAUCUCUGCAAUGGAUUCGGAUGAUUCAGAGGAUGAAGGAUUUCAGCAGCCGGACAUGGAACCCAGGCCUGUUGACCCAUUCCGAUUUUCACAGGCCACACUGGAGGACACACAAGAAGACGAGCUCAAUGCGAUCCUGGGAGAACUUUCAGCCCUUCAGAUGAGCCUGGACAGAGAGAUUAAACAACCGAAUUUACUGGAAGUUCCUACAGCCGAGAGCAAAAAUAGUGGUGCUGGUGGCUCUGCUGGCCAAGCACAUGAAAGUGGAGUGAGGACAGACAGUCCGGAUAAUGACUCUGGAUUCUCUGACAAUGCGUCCCUCUUGUCCAGCGGAAGUUCUCUGUCGGCCGCAGGCUCCAGCAGUGGGAGCAGCACCACCAGUUGUGCCCUAAACAAAUCUAAUCCACCUCCAACCAAUGUCCUACACGCUUCAGAGUUAGCGGAUCUAGUGACUGCUCGAUUGCGAUUAGUGGCCGAGGAAAGUAUUAUUCCUGAUGAGAAAGCAGAGAAAAUCCGCGUGGCACUGGCAAAGAUGCGAGCGGCGUCGGUGACUCGACUCUACGUGAAAGCUUUCUCCUUGGACGGGAGCAGUAAAGCCCUGAUGGUGGAUGAAUCCAUGACAUGUGGUCGAGUGCUGGCCCUUCUGUCCGAUAAGAAUCACGUCACAUUAUCGUCCAAGUGGGCCCUGGUAGAACACCUCCCUCAUCUUCACAUGGACCGCAUAUUUGAGGACCAUGAGAACAUGGUUGAAAAUCUACUCAUGUGGCCGAGAGACUCGAAGAACAAAAUUUACUUUAUGGAGAAGGACGACAAAUACGACAUGUUCCUCAAUCCCCAGCGAUACUUUCUGGGGGAGAAAAUUCCACAGCCGGGUGACUGCUUGGAUGAGCACACCAAGAAUUCACUGGUGGAGGAAUUUUUCAAUCACGGUGGGGUCGGCGUUCCUGAAGUGGAGAGCGUGCUGUAUCUCAAGGCGGAAGGGAAGAAAGCUUGGAAGAAGUUUCUGUUUACGUUAAGGGCAUCGGGGAUUUAUUACAAGAAAUCCUCAAAGGAUCUCGUCUGCCUCACCCCCAUCGACCACAACCAGCAGGCUUACCAAGGAGUCGGCUGGAGAAAAAAGUUUAAAGCUCCAACGGAAUUCGGAUUUGUCAUAAAACCCGAAAGACUUCAAGUAAAGUCACAUCGUCACAUGAAGUAUUUGUGCGCUGAAGACCCCGACACGCUCCGAAUGUGGAUGACUGGAUUGAGAAUUGCAAAGUAUGGGAAGCAACUUUGGGAAAACUAUCGAACCUUACAGGAAGACUUGGCUCACGAGGAUUUGGACAGAUUCGGUCGCAGUGUUUCUCUAGCAUGCAUGCCUCAACCGAACAUCAAUCAGCACGGGAUGACCCAGCCAGACUCACAAAUGAAAGUUACUCUUUCGAAUCAAAUUCCACAAGACAACAACUGCAGAAGUAUUCCAGAGGAAGUAAUGGGUCAAACUAGAUUAAUCGCUGUGGAUCCUAAUAUGCCUCCUCCGCCACCCAGCUUGUCCAGAGAAGAAGGCUUUGAAAGCGAUUGUCCUGUUGGUGGAACGAUCAAACGGAAACCUUCCACAGGACUCAUGCCUAAACUUCCUCUAACACUCAACACUCGUUCCAUUGUUGGUGACUUUAUUAACGUAAAUUCCGGUGCUGGAGAAAGCAACAACGGUGGUACGAUGACGCUGCAAAGGAAACGAAGUCUCAGCGGUAACAGUUCUGCCUCUUCGAAUUCUUCAGCAUCCUCACAGAUCUAUGCAAACAACAUGCCCAAUCAUAAUCAACAACAACAGCAGCAACAUGGGACGGCGACAAGAUCCCAACUUUCUUCUCAAGGAAAGCCUCCGUCUGGAUCGUUGCAACGGUGUUCGAGUACACCAAAACAAGCUCCAGUUGCUGAAGAAUCUGCAGAUGUCAUCGAUUACGACAGUCUGCCACCUCCUCCUCCAGAACUCUUGACUGGACUCUUAGCUGGAGAUAGAUCCCCAAAACCAAGCAGAAUACCGCCUGUUCCGCCAGCAAAACCUCAUUCAACUAUGGUUCUCGACAACAAUUCCAUAUAUUCUUCAUCCUCACAUGCGAAUAGUGUGGCCUUGCAACCCCCACCACCAAUGUCUCUCAUGACGAACGUUUCGCAAAAGCCACUCCCACCAUUUAACGUGCCCAAUAAUAUCCCAAAUCCUCCAUGUGCCCCACCAAAGAAAGGCGUGUCCUUUGCAACAGAACUCACCGAGAGACUCAAAAUCAGAACCGCUGAUCCCAUUUACGGUUCCACAUCUAAGCACGAAUCCCCAAAGAAAACGGUCAGUUUCCAAGAGGAAACACAAGUAGUAGACGAAUCAUUACCCGUUAUUGGGUCCAAUUCUAGUCUUCCCAAUAAAUUAGAAGAGCCUCCACAAGCCUUCUUGACUGACUUGCAAAGAGUUAUGCAGAAAAAGUGGCAAGUAGCCCAGAAGUGUCAUACAGAUAGGAAUACGACUCCUCAAGAAGUACUGGGAUUUAAGUUUGCACCUGAUGCUGCAACCGUUGGUGCUGUCGGUUUAAAUGGCGAAAACCAUUUUGGACCAGGCGGCGAACCAAUGGUCCCUCUUCCCGUCAACAAUAGUCACGUCCAAGCUUGGGUUUCGCAGCAUUACGGAAACACAAUUGCGGAUCUGCCAAGUAUGAAUCCUCAAUUAGUUCAAUCGUCUCCGAAUGCGAACAACAACACAGCCACGACAAUACCUCGCCAAGUACCUUCUAGUCCAAAACCGCCCCCUCCUCAGAGAUCGUCAACUUCUUCAAUAACGUACGCAAUGCCCAACAACUUGGUGCCACAGCCACAACAGUCCCAGAUGCUACCCCAAUACCCAAUGGCACCACUUCCUCCACUCCAAAGCAAUCCCGUUGCUUUCUUCCCUCCUCCUCCCCUUCAGUCUGUACAAAAUCAUCAAGGCCAGAUGCAAAACCCUGGACUCAUCAUUUAUGAAAAUUUCCAAGGAAGAAAAAGUCAACAGCCAAUGAGUAAUCAAUAUGAUGCUGUACACCUCCGAAACAAGAAACCACCCCCACCAGUUCCCAAACGUGCCGAUUCCACUCAUUUGUCCGCUCACAUUGUCUUUAAUUAAUUACGACUGGAACAAUGAGACGUUUAUUUUACCAAUUUUAAUUAUUGAACAAUCAAAGAAUAUUUAACAAGGUUGAACACAAGUCUCUGCAUCUGUCAUUUGUUGGCAAAUGCAUUAUAUUUAAUUAUUUAUGCAAUGUAUUUAACUGCUAUGAUCGCAUUGUAGUCGAAUCUCGAAGCUAAAUUUAUGCACAAUGUCGUCGUGUAUUUCAAUCUGUCACUGUUCAAUUUGUUAUCGAGGGGAUUUGUGUUUUACGAAUAGCUCGACAAUUGAAUCAACUACACUGCUUAAUGCUGCCUUUACGCAAGUAUGUACGCACUAAAUAUGUAAAUGAAUGAACUGUCUUUACCGUAAACAAAUGCACAUUGAAGAGACUUUCAGUAAUACGUGGCCUAUUAUUAUCGGAACAUGUUUUGCACUUUUUAAAAAUUUCACAAACAUUUUUUUAUAAAAUAAUUCGGCGGACAAUAACAGUUUUCUAUUUCAUGGUUAGGCUUGACGAUUCACAACUAUUAAUUAUUGAAUUGACGAGUGCCAAAAAACGUAUAAAAAUUGAAAUAGAAAACAGAAUAUUCCUAAAACUAUGCAUUACUAUUGCAAUUACAAUCAUUGUAUUCCUAACGACCACGUUCGGGUAUUGGUCCUGUGAAAGUAGUUAUUAAAAGUGAAGUAAAAGUACGAGGAGUGCCGUGCUAUUGCUAACUAGAAACUAUUUAUGUAUUUAUAAUUGACCAAUUACACGUGCAUACACCCAAAUUGAUUAAUAGGAUCAUACUAUUAUUGUUUACCGUAUAAUUUGUUAAAUCUGUUAAGAUGCGUCGUUAAUAACUGUUGAUUUUUUAUGUGUUGAUUAAAUAGAUUAAUUAUGAAAAGCUUAUUGUAUGAAACAAUUAAACAAGUUAAAUGUAAAAAAAAAUAAAUGAAAUAAAUAUCAAGAUUAAAAAUUA